Messenger RNA from Zootoca vivipara (common lizard), 2350 nucleotides. It is a transcript of the gene TSLIG3C, whose product is annotated as tRNA splicing ligase complex subunit 3C. Gene Ontology annotation, cellular component: tRNA-splicing ligase complex. NCBI's taxonomy places the organism in Eukaryota, Metazoa, Chordata, Lepidosauria, Squamata, Lacertidae. The record is from RefSeq and is a predicted model, not a curated record.
UUGCCGGACUUCGGAUCUGCGCGUGCGCGAGGUGACAGAUUGGUUCCAGCGGAGGCAUGGAAGGAGACGCGGCCCGGGGGUGCCUGUCGAUGGAUGGCUUUGCUCGGGUAGCUGAAGCCGGCGUCUCCAGCCCCGAGUUCACAGCUCUUUGCUCUUGGCUAGUUUCCGAGCUCCGCAGCCUUUGCCCACUCGAAGAGGAUGUGAAUCCCACUCGUGGUCCUGAGGAUGCCGAGACCUUUCAGAUCGAAGUGAGCGGCCUCCUUGGAGAGCUGCAUUGUCCCUACUCCUCACUGACUGCGGGGGACGUAACAGCCAGGCUUAGCACCCCGGACAAGUGCCUCCAGCUUCUGUAUUUUUUGAGCUCAGAGCUCCUCGCUGCCCGGCUGCAGGCUCGGAAGACGUCCUGUUCGCCACCGGAAAAAGAAGACCGAGCUGGCGAAGCUGUGAACGAGCUCCAACUCAUCUGCCAAGCCCUGGGGAUGCUGGACCUGGAUCCAGGCUGCCCAGUCCAUCAAGCCAUGGCUGACAUAGAAGCCAAGGUUUCGGAGGUGCUUUCUUCACUACCCCCUGAGCACCUGCAGAUGGCGCCGCUCCUAAAGGCCACGCUGACCUCCGAGGAAUGGGGGGCGCUGGAGGGCAUACGGGACGUGUUGUGCACAGAGUAUCAGCGCCGCCGACGCAUGAUGGCUACUCGUCUUGAUGUCACCGUUGAGUCCUUCCAUUGGUCCGAGAGGGCAAAGGACCGCAGCGGAGCUAUGUCAGAGGCCUUCAAACCCUUGCGGCAAUCUUUACUGGAGGAGUCGCAGGUCACCCUUCCCCACCUGCUGGCAGCGCGGGAGGACCUCUCCCGCAUCGUGAAGACCAGCAGCGGAGCUUCGCGGGACAAGACAAGCUGUGCUGUCAACAAGGUGCUGAUGGUUGGUGACGUCCCAGACCGCGGUGGGCGUCCGAAUGAGAUUGAACCCCCUAUGCCCAUGUGGGAGAAGAGGCGAGAAGGAGGAAAAGGGGGCGACCACCAGCGAUGGGGCAAGCGGAGCAAGAAGAAGAAAAAGUAGCAAGGGGAUGGAUCCAGACCUCCUCCAGUGUGGGGUAUGGUCAAAACUACCCUUAACUUUAGGGCAGGGAAGAGGCUUCAGGAAGUUAACUGCAGCAAGGAUGAGCGGUGGAUACAGACCCAAAGCCCAGCCUUCACCAAAGGUGGUUUCAGUAUUGCCUUUCCCCAGGAUGCGGGGAAAUGCAGUUUAAAAGAAAGGUGCCGAUUACAUUGAACUUGAGACGGUGGGCCGGGGCAUGUGCGCUAACAUCAGACAUCUCCCCCCCCCCUUCUCUUGCUUUAAAGUUGUUGGACACAGACAUUUGUGUUGUCCACAUUAUAGUUUGGUGCCAGAUGAAUUGCACCUUUGGAGCAGAGAGGGGGAGGCUGUGGUUCCUUCCUAGGCCAUUGGACUUCAUCUCCCAGCAUCCCCAGUUAGUGGGGCCAGUGAUCGGGUGUGAAGGGAGUUGGGGGGCCAAUGUCCUGAGGGCCACAUGUUCCCCAUCCCCGAUCUAGUUAAUACACAACUUACAAGGAUGAAGGAACAAGAGGUGCUAGCAAACGUCUGGAUUUUGCAAGGUUUCUUUUGGGGCUUUAGAUGCUGAAUGUGGGUAGGAAGCAACCUUCCUUUUGGGGCUGGAUGGGCAGCAUCUAUGAGAAAUCCAGCUUUAGAAAUGUCCCAUUAGAUUUAAUCAGACAAUGUAGGGAGAGGGAAGAUAUUAUUUUGGGAUUUUUAGGCACAAACCCAAACUUCUUUGUACCUUUACCUCCUCUGGAUUAUCCAAAGGGUGGCUCAGUUGCAACAGCCAGUGAGUAUGAGAUUUUGUUUGAAUGGUGCGAGUUAAUUUUGGUCCUUGUUCUGAAGGGACAGGAUUGAAAAUGGCCAAGCUGGGUUCAGUAUAACACUUAAGAGAUUAAACAUUUUCCUUGUAAUUCAAACUCAUUGUGCAACGGAGUAUGUGUGUGUUUAAAACUCUAGUCUUCAUCUUUUACCUCUCUUUUUUUAUUGUGCCAGGAGGGUUAAGAGAGCAGAAUACUAAGUCAUUUGAAGGACAUUUUUUAAAUCUUUUUUUAAGGGGAAAUCACAUCCCUUCCCCCCUGCCCAAAAAGUGGGAGUGGUUACACAAAGCUUGUGGGGGGGGUAUAGCUGAAAGUGAAUCUUUAUGGGGAGAGAGUUAGAUUUAAACAAUAUAAUUCCUGUAUUCAGUAUGACGCAUUGCAUCUAUUCCCAGGAACAAAUGUAUUCCACCUCUCAUCCCCCCCCAAUGAACAGAGGGUUGGAGAAGUGAAUAAAAGAUUCCGGGUUUCCCCCCGAAA